Molecule: messenger RNA, 749 nt
Organism: Aspergillus japonicus CBS 114.51
Lineage: Eukaryota; Fungi; Ascomycota; Eurotiomycetes; Eurotiales; Aspergillaceae
Exons: 1
Coding region: 236-655 (139 amino acids)
Source: RefSeq, a predicted model, not a curated record
GAUAGCCUUUCAAGCAUGCUGAAAGUGGAACAUACUCAGUGAUGGUAUCCGAAUCGUUUGGUCCAUAGGCCCAGCUUUGCUUUGCCUAGAAGGAAAUAAGAAGAGUGCAGAAGCUGGUGAUGAGGAACAUUCGCUCUGUGCGGAUCUUGACGUAUUUUGGGAUGUACCAAAAGCCGAAGGUGGAUGCUCUGGGAGGCGAAUCAUUCCAAUUUCACUGCAUACACUCUGAUAGCACAUGGAGAGUGCGUUGUCAUCCGAUCAGAACUUUUCCUCGCUCUUGCCUCUAUCGUCCCUCCCACAGUCAAAAUUGUCAAAAUUUUUAGCACGAAUGCUGCAUUCGCGCUUCUGGAUCGUCGUCGUAGGUGUCGGUACUGUACACUUAGACAACAAUGCCAAAACAUUAUCAGCCCUGAUCAAUAAUUACCCACGAGUUUUGUGUCUAGGUUCACGAGGAAGACUACUGGGUGUGGUAAUGAAUUCGCUUGCAAACGUUCUCGAUGCGCAGGGGAGCCAUGUGCUCUCCGAGAACAUAGUAUUCGAGAGUUCUCGCAUGACGUGUGGUAUGUGGGCUCGUGGUGGGAUGGAUAUACUGGCGCUGUCCCGACGGGACGAUGAAUACGGAUCGAUCGAAUCAGGAGCGGAGGCAUCAUGUUGAUUGCCUGUGGGCUUGGAGGGCUAGAUCCUCAAUGGUUGGGAAUGCCUUUUCGAAGAAGGGGCAUGAAGCCUUUUAUAGAAGUUAGCAACAACGA